Molecule: messenger RNA, 804 nt
Organism: Hyaloscypha bicolor E
Lineage: Eukaryota; Fungi; Ascomycota; Leotiomycetes; Helotiales; Hyaloscyphaceae
Product: NADH-ubiquinone oxidoreductase 17.8 kDa subunit
Exons: 3
Coding region: 40-603 (187 amino acids)
Cellular component (GO): mitochondrion
Source: RefSeq, a predicted model, not a curated record
CAUCAAGAGGCUCUCGACGGCCAAUUGAACCACACCAUCAUGCUUGCACUCCGGCGAAAGGCAGUCGAAUCUGCCGGGCGUCUUCCCACAGCUGCUGGUCGAGGAACGAGUCGCUAUUCGACAGCUCAGCAUGGAAAGACAGGGGAUAAGGUCCACCACUUCGCGGGAGAGAGUACCGAGCAUGGCCAUCACACAGCGGGACCGAAGGCCGAAUCAUUAGGAACCGCUUUCUACGUCGUGCUUGCAGCUGUCCCUAUAUCGAUCGGAAUCUAUGCCGCGUCAAGAACAGGAGCAGAUGGAAAGAUGACUGGUCUGUCGAAGGUCAUCGAUAGCUAUUCGCACUACAAGGAGAAAUGGGCUGCACGAAACAAUUUGCAUGUUGCGAUGGUCGAGCAGGCGGCAUUUGACCGGAAUCUGUUCCAGAGCACGGCAGGGAGCAAGCAUGUCGACUUGAAGUUUCCAGAGAUCUUCAAUACGGGAUCGCCGUUCAAUGUGGUGGCUGGCCAGGGAGCAAGGAAUAUGGAUCAAUUGGUGGCGCAUUACGAUAAGUUGAACGCGGAUGAGGAGGCGAAGAAGGCAGAGGCAUUGUCCAAGGAGAAGUAGACUGAUACAAUACCCAUACAUACAAUUUUGUAAUCUGCGUCCUUUUCAGGGCGUGAGUUGUCUGAUUGUACAGCCACACUUGGAUCAUUUUCACGGAGUUGAGCUGGUCGCGCCUUCCCGACAACAUAGUUGUUGCUAGUUGCGCUAGUCUUACCUUCCUUUUCUGUAUGCGAUCUUGCUUUUAACCAGAAAUCCUUUCCU